Amaranthus tricolor (Joseph's coat) is the source of this 2837-nucleotide messenger RNA. RefSeq names its product casein kinase 1-like protein 2. Gene Ontology annotation, biological process: endocytosis; signal transduction; peptidyl-serine phosphorylation. The coding region runs from base 480 to 1862 and encodes 460 amino acids. The transcript is spliced from 14 exons. Gene Ontology annotation, molecular function: protein serine/threonine kinase activity; ATP binding. Gene Ontology annotation, cellular component: cytoplasm; nucleus. The record is from RefSeq and is a predicted model, not a curated record. Lineage: Eukaryota; Viridiplantae; Streptophyta; Magnoliopsida; Caryophyllales; Amaranthaceae.
AAGCGUGAGAUUAGAAGAAGCAAAAGCUGUUAAUGAACGCAAUAGUAGCAAGGCUCCGUUGGAUCGAUCUCAACACUCCUCUCUCUCCCCUGUUUGGUCUUUCCCCAUUUUUUUUUCUUUCAACUCAAAAUUUUUCCCUUUUGAUAAAUUUAUUCAAUCUCCAUCUCCGAAAGUUCAUCGCAUAAAUAAAUUUUUCACAAAUUUCAGAAAAUAAUAAUUUAAUCAAUCAAAAAUUUUAGAAAAAAAAAUUGGUUUUAGACAUUCAUUUUUUCCCAUCUUUAAAUCAUUUGUCAUAUCAUUUUAUUGAUUUGAGUGAUUUCUUAUUUUUCCAUGGGGAAUACCUUUAAAUUCUCUCUUCAUUGUUUCCUUUUUCCAGUUUGAUUACAAUUUAUUCAACAAAAAUCAAAAACCUAACUAGGGCUAGUAUUUUCUUGAUUGAUUUUUGAAUUUAAGUUUAUUGAUAAAUUGAUUCCAUUUACAUGGAAGUACCUAGAGUUGGCAACAAAUUUAGGCUUGGUAGGAAGAUCGGAAGUGGCUCAUUUGGAGAGAUCUUACUUGGUGUUAAUAUACAGACUAAUGAGGAGGUGGCAAUUAAGCUUGAAAAUGUGAAAACAAAGCAUCCACAACUGCUAUAUGAGUCCAAGUUAUAUAAAAUUCUACAAGGAGGAACUGGAAUUCCCAAUUUGAGAUGGUAUGGUGUCGAAGGGGACUACAAUGUUCUCGUCAUAGAUUUAUUAGGACCCAGCCUAGAAGAUUUAUUCAACUUCUGCAGUAGAAAGUUUUCACUAAAAACUGUUCUUAUGCUUGCUGAUCAAAUGAUCAAUCGAGUUGAAUUUGUUCAUUGUAAAUCCUUCUUGCAUCGAGAUAUAAAGCCAGAUAACUUCCUCAUGGGAUUAAGUCGACGCGCAAAUCAGGUCUACAUGAUUGAUUUUGGUCUAGCGAAGAAGUAUAGGGACAGUUCAACCCAUCAACAUAUUCCUUAUAGGGAGAACAAGAAUUUGACUGGGACUGCUAGAUAUGCAAGCAUGAAUACUCACCUAGGAAUUGAGCAAAGUCGGAGGGAUGACUUAGAAUCACUGGGUUACGUUCUCAUGUAUUUUUUGAGAGGAAGUCUUCCCUGGCAGGGGCUGAAAGCUGGGAACAAAAAACAGAAGUAUGAAAAGAUUAGUGAGAAAAAAGUAUCGACCUCUAUUGAGGCUUUAUGUCGAGGUUAUCCAACAGAAUUUGCAUCUUACUUUCACUAUUGCCGUUCACUGCGGUUUGAUGAUAAGCCGGAUUAUGCCUAUCUGAAAAGGAUCUUCCGUGACCUGUUUAUUCGAGAAGGAUUUCAGUUUGAUUAUGUCUUCGAUUGGACCAUCUUGAAAUAUCAGCAAUCCCAGAUUGUUGCUCCUCCUCCUCGCGCUCAAGGUGCUGCUGGACCAAGCUCCAGGCUACCUCAUGGUGCCAAUGACAGACAAUCUGGUGCUGAGGAAGGGAGACCUUCUAAUUGGUUUUCAGCAGACUCAUCUCGUAGGAGAUUAACAAGCUUGCCGAAACAGAAAAGUCCUGCCACAAGCGAUCCAGCAGCCACAAAAGAUCCCAUGUUAUCGAAUUCCCUAGCAAGAACGAGCACAUCAGCUAAACGUGCUGCAGGGUCAAGCAGUCGGGAUGCAGUGUUUGCUUGGAGUGACGCAGAUACGACUCGCCUUACUGGGGAUUCCGGUCUUCAGAAAGUAAAAAGUGGGCUUCGUAUUUCACCAUUUGUAUCCUUAGAGCAUCUUCCCUCGUUUUCCGCUAGAGUAACGUCAAAUGAACAUACUCUUGAAUCUACCAUCAAGAAAAUCGAAGGCCUUAAUGUUAGCAAUGAAGAGAGGCUGGAGUAAUAACCUACUAGCCCAGCUCCUUUAGACCUCACUUUCUCUCCCAUGUUAAUCUCAACACAACAGUUUGUUUAUUUAUAUGGACGUUUACCGUUCUUCGUCCUAUUUCGUUAAGCUCCAUUUCGUCUUCCCCCUAUUAAUUUUCUAUAAAAUUUGUUCGGACAGGCUAAAGCCCGAAAUGGAAGGAAUGAUAUUGGAAGAGGUAAGCACACUCUGGGUAGCAUUUGUAAAGUUUUUUUUAUACUCCUAGUUCUCAUUAAUGGAGGUUGAAUGCAAAUUACAUGUUCGCCACUGAUCAGUUUACUACUUGAGAAUUAGGUCUUACCUCAGGUGCAACAUGUAUUACUUUUCUCAGAAAGACAUGAGUUUGAUUCUCACUGCCCCGCCCCUUCCCCUAGCGUAUACCAUAUCAAAAAAAGGUUUAUGCACCUACUUGUUACAAAAUUUAUUGAACCAUCAAAAACAAUAUAAUCAAUAUUUUGGGUAGUUCUUAACAUCAAAAGAUGAAAGAUGUCUAUUUAUAUGCAUCAUGUAUAUAUGUAUUGGACUAAUUCUAUGGUAUGUACUUCCAUUAGAAGGUAUAUCAUUCCUUUCUAUAGUACUUGAUCAAUUUAUUUGGUUUAUGCAACUCAAUUUUGUGGAAAAUUUCAUUUUAUAGAAAUUAUUUUAUUUGUAUGAAAUAACCUUUGUGUGUCUUGAUUAAUUUAUUUGAGUUUGUAUAUCUUUGGAAAUAAUGUUGGAUUUGUACUCACCAAGGAAUCAAUAGUUAGUAACUUACUAUUCCGUCCAAGUAAAUUUGCUAUAUUGUACUCCCUUUUAUUUUGAUCAAAUUUUCUGUUAGAUGAUGCAUGGGUGUGGGACUACAUGGGAUUUUAUGAGAGGAGUGAAUAAGAAAAAAUUUGAUAAUUUAAUAGCAAUUGUGUAAAUAGUUGAAUCUUAUAAGGCAUAGGGAAAAACCGUUGCGAAAUAAGACAAUGA